Molecule: messenger RNA, 447 nt
Organism: Aspergillus fumigatus Af293
Lineage: Eukaryota; Fungi; Ascomycota; Eurotiomycetes; Eurotiales; Aspergillaceae
Exons: 2
Coding region: 1-447 (148 amino acids)
Source: RefSeq, a predicted model, not a curated record
AUGAAACACGUUGCAAUUCCGCAUGUCAUUCUGGGUGCCAUCCAUCAACUCUCCAACAUAAGUCUGUUCGGUGGAAACCCUGCGAUUGACCUCGUCGACAACGAUGUUGAAAACACGAGGCGGAUCUCGUCGCCCCCGGUGACUGUGACAUGGUCGGUUUGCACGGUGAAAGUGGCAUGCGGCGCAAAGUGGGCGACUAUGGCGUCGACAUCUCGGUCGUCGACGGCUCUAAAGAAGCUGGCCGGUAGGGACGCCAGCCGGUCUCGGGUCAGGGUCAUGUUUGGUGGACUGGAUGUGCAGAUUGGCAAGAGCGUGAUCACAGUUGGAGAGUUCCAGAUGAAAAUUGCUGUGUGGAUUAAGUGGCAGAUCGUCAAGAUCAGUGGAGGGCUUGUCCCGGUCCUUGGCAAGUUUAACCAGCAAUCGGCUAAAGUUAGAUAUUACCAGUAA